Molecule: messenger RNA, 4793 nt
Organism: Ficedula albicollis (Collared flycatcher)
Lineage: Eukaryota; Metazoa; Chordata; Aves; Passeriformes; Muscicapidae
Gene: USP38
Product: ubiquitin specific peptidase 38
Exons: 10
Coding region: 31-3147 (1038 amino acids)
Biological process (GO): protein deubiquitination; ubiquitin-dependent protein catabolic process
Cellular component (GO): cytosol; nucleus
Molecular function (GO): cysteine-type endopeptidase activity; cysteine-type deubiquitinase activity
Source: RefSeq, a predicted model, not a curated record
CGCCGCCGCUCGGCCGAUGCGCCCGGAGCCAUGGACAAGAUCCUGGAGGGGCUGGUGAGCUCGUCGCACCCGCUGCCGCUGAAGCGGGUGAUCGUGCGGCGCGUGGUGGAGUCGGCGGAGACGCCGCUGAGCCAGGCGCAGUGCCGCGCCAUGUUCGCGCUCGGCACCCGGCUGGUGCUGCAGGGCCCCGACCCCUUCCAGCGGCAGGUGGGGCGGCAGGUGCUGGACGCCUACGGCCGCUUCCACCGCGCCGAGUUCGAGGCGUUCUUCAACCGCGGGCUCGUCCUCGGGCUCCUGCAGCGCGGCUACGGCGAGCUGAGCAACCGCGACCCCGCCAUCCUCGACUACAUCCAGGCGGGGCUGCGCCUCAUCAUGAGCUGCCCCUCGGUGCUGGAGCUCUUCGAGCUGCUGCAGGUGGAGGCGCUGCGCCUGGUGUGCGAGCGGCCGGCUCCGCCGCUCUGCGCCCGCCUCUGCCAGCUGCUGAGCGACUUCCCGCAGUGCCUGCCCCGCGGCAGGAAGCUCUCGCUCGCCUUCUGCCAGCAGCUGGUGCGCAGCAUCGCCCACUUCCAGAGCCAGGGCACCCGCGAGGCCGAGCUGCGCCUCUACGUCUCGCAGGUGACCCAGGUCAGCGCGCUGCUCAGGAGCGUCUGGAAGGCCGAGCCCGACACGCUGCUGCCCUCCCUGCAGGAGCUCUUCGCUGUCAUCUCCGCCGCGGAUACUUCAUUUGAACCUUCUGUUGCACUGGCAAGUCUUGUGCAGCACAUACCAUUGCAGAUGAUUACAGUACUCAUCAGGAGCCUUACUACAGAUCCUAAUGUGAAAGAUGCAAGUAUGACUCAAGCUCUGUGCAGAAUGAUUGACUGGCUAUCUUGGCCUCUGGCUCAGCAUGUGGAAACAUGGGUGAUUGCACUGCUGAAAGGAUUGGCUGCAGUCCAGAAAUUUACCAUCCUCAUUGAUGUCACUCUGCUAAAGAUCGAAUUGGUCUUUAAUCGACUUUGGUUUCCUCUAGUGAGGCCUGGUGCCCUUGCUGUCCUUUCCCACAUGUUACUUAGUUUCCAGCAUUCUCCAGAAGCUUUUCAUUUGAUUGUCCCACACGUGGUCAGUUUGGUUCACUCCUUCAAAAGAGAUGGCUUGCCUUCCAGUACAGCCUUUUUGAUGCAGUUGACUGAGCUGAUACACUGUAUGAUGUAUCAUUAUUCAGGAUUUCCAGAGCUCUAUGAACCCAUUCUGGAAGCUAUUAAGGAUCUGCCCAAACCCACUGAAGAGAAGAUUAAGUUGAUCCUCAGUCAGAGUGCCUGGACUUCUCAAUCCAGUUCUUUGCCGUCUUGUUUAUCUAGACUUUCUGGAAAAUCUGAAACUGGGAAGACAGGCCUAAUAAAUCUAGGAAAUACUUGCUACAUGAACAGUGUUAUUCAGGCACUUUUUAUGGCUACAGAUUUCAGAAGACAUGUUUUAUCUCUGAAUCUAAAUGGCUGUAAUUCUCUAAUGAGAAAAUUACAGCAUCUUUUUGCAUUUUUGGCCCAUACCCAGAGGGAGGCAUAUGCUCCUAGAAUUUUCUUUGAAGCUUCCAGACCACCGUGGUUCACCCCUCGAUCCCAGCAGGAUUGCUCAGAGUAUCUCAGAUUCCUGCUGGACAGGUUGCAUGAAGAAGAGAGAACUUUGAAAGCAUUGUCUUCAGCCAAGAAUUCUGAAAGUGUCAUGACUGAUGAGUCCCAGGCACAAGAAGCUGUCCAUAAAACACAAGUAUUUACUGAAGCACCUUGUAUGGGAAGUGAAGAAAGAACUCUGAUUGAGAAGAUGUUUGGAGGAAAAUUGAAGACUAACAUCUGCUGCUUGAACUGCAAAAGUAUGUCUCAAAAGGAAGAAGCUUUCACAGAUCUCUCUUUGGCUUUCUGUCCUCCAACUUCCUUAGAGAAUGUUGACCCAAAAUGCAUGGAACAUUCUGAAGUGAAAGAUGACUACAUGGUGCAGAGUAAUACUUUAGCAACCAGUCCUGCUGUAGAAACACCUCUCAGUAAUUUGGAAGUAAAUCGUGGAUGUGACACAAUAAUGAAUGAAGGAACCAUAGAAGAUUUUUCUAGCGAGCCAAGCUCUGAGAAUACCACAAUUUCUGAACUCAAAGUUGAAAAUAAUGGGGAUAUGUCUCAGAGUUUAGUAGGUAAAAAUACCCUGUCAGUUACAGACUUACUCAAUUACUUUCUGGCACCUGAGAUCCUUAGUGGAGAAAAUAAAUACUAUUGUGAAAAGUGUGCCUCUCUACAGAAUGCUGAAAAAACUAUGCAAAUCAUUGAGGAACCUGAAUACCUCAUUCUCACUCUUUUGAGAUUUUCAUAUGAUCCAAAGUGUCACAUAAGGCGCAAAAUCUUGGACAAUGUUUCUCUACCACUUGUAUUGGAACUGCCAGUGAAAAGAGCAACAACCCCUUUAGCUGUUGUUUCAGGAGGCUGGUCUGUUGGUGUGGAGAUUUCUGAUACUGGAGAAAACCUUGCUAAAAAACUGAAACCCUCAGGUGCUGAUGAAGUGACCUGCCCACAGUUGGUGCCCUAUGUGUUAAGCUCUGUGGUGGUGCAUUCUGGUGUAUCCUCUGAAAGUGGACAUUAUUAUUCAUAUGCUAGAAAUGUUACUGGGUCAGGGCCUUCAGGGCUCUGCCACCAGUCUACAGCUCUUUCUUUAGUUUCUCCUCAGGAUAAGUUGUUUACAGAGGAGAGUCCUUGUACUGUUGUAGAAAAUGAGCUGGACACUGAGAUGCCAAGAGAGUGGUUUCUAUUCAAUGAUAGCAGAGUGACUUUUACCUCAUUUCAGUCAGUCCAGAAAAUCACCAGUAGAUUUCCAAAGGACACUGCUUAUGUUCUGUUUUACAAAAAGCAGAACAGCACCUGUGGCUUCAACACUAAUCCAGCAAAUGGCCUCUGGGUAAAUGGAGACCCUCCUCUACAAAAAGACCUCAUGGAUGCAAUUACAAAAGACAACAAACUGUACUUGCAGGAGCAAGAGCUUAGUGCUCGAACACAAGCACUUCAAGCUGCCUCAGCCUCUUGCUCUUUCCGACCCAAUGGAUUUGAUGACAAUGAUCCCCCUGGAAGUUGUGGGCCCACAGGUGGAGGAGGAGGGGGUGGGUUCAGUACCGUCGGUAGAUUGGUCUUUUGACUAUGAAGACAACCUGGAAUACACUGGUUCCAAAGCAGCCUAGAACUGCUGAGGACUAAUAAAAUACUGAACUCUGUCAGAUAUUGUACCAGGCUUUGAGACUUGAUCCUUGUCUAAAAGCAAAUAUUGGUGUUUUUUGGUUAUGUUUUAUUUGAAAUAAAUAAGCGCAUAAUGGAAAAAAAAAACCUACCUCUUAAAAGUUCAGUUGCUUUCAUAGUAAGAUAUGCUUGCCCAAAAGCCAGAAAAAUUAUUUUUUUUUUUAAGUAAAUGCUGAUGACAUUGCUUUAAACUGAACAAAAUGCACUUACAUCAGUUUCUUUUGUCCUCAUCCACUGAAUGAAGAAAGCUCAUUUUUUACUCUGAUGGUAUUGCUUUAUGUGGAAACCUGUUUUCAGAGGGGCUAAAGUGUAUCUGUAGUCUCUCACCCACUGCUUAUUUUCAAAUACAAUACCUUUGUGAAUUUUCAGAGAUGAUGCAAUUUGUAAAGAAGGCAAUAACUUAAAUGUGACAUGAUACAGUACUUUCCAGGUUAAAAAUUAUGCAGUCCAUUUCCAGUGUAAAUGAAAAAAAAAAAUUUAUAAAUAUUUGCUAACUUGUUAUCCAAAAAGUGCAUGUUGUGUAGGAGCAAUGUUUUUAAAUAGAAAUUGUUAACUUUGUAGCAUUUCUACUUGUUUUGAGGAUUUUAAAAUUAUUUCAGGGAAUAUAUCUGCUGAGUAUUGGAAAGGAAGAGAUUCUGUAUGUGCCUUGCAGUACUGUAACUUAAACUCUCUGAGACUGCAAAAGAUGAGAAAAAUGUCUUAGUAGUCAAUUAUUUUUUGUCAGCAUUAGAAAUUAAGACAUUUAUAGAAAGCUUUUAGGUUCCAGAAGUAAGCAUCUGUUAGUUUGAAAUGCAGUAAGUGUUGCCCUUUAUUUUUUGAUUAGAAAAAUAUACAUACCUAGUGAUCUAUAGCUUUCAUGGUCUGCACUGCUGAGAAAAAAGUGGUCAGAAAAACGAAGCUAUGUUUGUGAAGUCACAGAAAAGCUGCCUGUAUUGAUCUUUGCUGAGGAUCUUUGCUUAUAAGAGUCUUUUGAAAUUUUGCCUUUGGGUUUUGCUGGUAAGGAGAACUUUCCGGUGAGUUCAGGAUUUUUUUUUUUUUUUUUCUUUGUCUGCAGAAGCCCAAAAUGAUUCUGUCUAAGCAGCAGAGUUUUUUAUUACUCAUUAGGCCAGCAGAGGUUGAGGAGCCACUUGCUUGAGUCUUGGCAGAAAUAGCAACUUUGGUUUUGAUGUGCAAUGAGGAUAACAGAAGUAAAAGAUUUAGACUGUUGAACCCAGUGAUUAAUUCUUGAGUAAUCUUAGAGUGAAGUGCAAAUUUAUUUAAAGUAUUUUUACAAAUUCUGCACUGUUUUUGCUGUGUUUUUAUAUUCUAUUAGAUGACAAAGUGUGUCCUUAAAAAGCAUGCAAACCUGGCAGGUUUUAGCAUAACUGUAUAAAAAUAAGCACAUUUCCUAGAAAAUGCUUUUAAAAAGCAUAAGAUAAGUUUAGAGAAUGAAGUCUUGUUCAUAUAAUUCUAAAUAUAUGGAGUUUAGUCUGAAAGGUAACUUAGCUUGCAAGCUAUUUUUAUAUUACUACUAAAACUAUUCUAUUUACUGUAGGUUCAAAUGUUAUA